This is a messenger RNA of Sphaeramia orbicularis (orbiculate cardinalfish), 7257 nucleotides long. RefSeq names its product collagen type XXV alpha 1 chain (gene col25a1). Bases 479 to 2542 code for a protein of 687 amino acids. The record is from RefSeq and is a predicted model, not a curated record. NCBI's taxonomy places the organism in Eukaryota, Metazoa, Chordata, Actinopteri, Kurtiformes, Apogonidae. The transcript has 38 exons.
CUGUGAAUCGAUGAAAGGCUAAGUUCUGUUCAUGACAGUUGCAUUUGCGUAAACGGAGCGGGUCAAUAAAUUAUGUUAAUCAGUCGGAUAGAUUGGAGGCGUGUUGUUGCUGUAAUGAGGGGGAGCAUGCUUGCACUGUGGAAAAGCCCACAGUAGUAAUGCUGUCUCCACAACAGGCGCGCAGCUUUCUGUUUCCCCACUAUCUACUUUAUUGUGCAUUAUUAUUAACAUUUCCUCUGCAGCGGGCUGUUGUGUGAGAGGUUCGGUGCAACAAGUUUGCAGGAGCCACCAAACGCGCCGUCGUGCAGGUUGACAGGCUUUGGCAGGAGCGGCUCCACUCAUCUCUCUGUCACCACCACAAAGUCACUGUGUACGUGAACGCCGCAUCGCAGGCGCACUCACAUAACAGUGUGCCGUGAAUUCGUGACUCCGUGCCAGAUGCAGUUUGCUCCCACCAGCGCGUGUAGUUUAUAGUUAAAUGAAAAUAGCAGAAGCAAAAGGAGCAUCCAAGUGCGUGGAAAAAAUGGAGAAAGAAGCGGCACCCCUGAAGCGACAACACUGUCGCUCAACUGUGCUGAAUAUUGUCUCGACGUUAUGUUCAGUGGCUUCCAUCGCCUUUUGCAUAUUCCUGAGCUUCAACACAGCUGAUAUUAAGAGCCGGGUCGUGGAGUUGGAGAGCGGGAAUGUCGAGCACACCUUUACCGGUUCCCCUGGUUACUCCAUGGAUGAUUUAAAUUCACUGAUUCAACAAAGAGUGGAUGAGCUGCUCUCUCAGCGCUCCUAUGAGAAUUAUGUGAAGAUUCGGACUGCCAGACAAACAUCACCUGAAUGCAACUGUCCUCCAGGACCUCCGGGAAAGCGAGGAAGAAGAGGCCGCAAUGGAGAACCUGGACCUCCUGGCCCUCCAGGUCCAAAAGGUGAAAAGGGGGAUCAAGGCGACCAGGGACCACGGAUGGUCUUCCCUAAGAUCAAUCAUGGCUUUCUUUCCGCUGACCAGCAGCUCAUAAAGCGGCGGCUCAUUAAGGGAGAUCAGGGGCAAGCAGGACCUCCAGGGCCUCCAGGGCCACCGGGUCCUCCUGGGCCCAGGGGGCCUCCAGGGGACACGGGCAAAGAUGGGCCCAGAGGUGUUCCUGGUCUGCCAGGUGAUCCUGGGCAGCCUGGAGAAAUAGGACCCAUGGGACCUGAGGGGCCAGAGGGGCUAAAGGGUUCGGUCGGGCCUCCAGGAAUCGCAGGUGUAGAUGGACUGAAGGGGGAUGUUGGUAUCCCAGGACUGGACGGUGUCCCAGGAGCCAAGGGUGAAAUGGGAGAACGAGGUGAAAAGGGCGAUAUGGGUGAAGAAGGACCAAAAGGUGAAAUGGGGGAGAAGGGAGAUGCAGGCUCCUCUGCGGCUGGCAUCAAGGGUGAACCUGGUGAGCCUGGACGAAGUGGCCAUAAGGGAGAGCCAGGACUUCCAGGGCUGCCUGGACUCCCAGGGAUAAAGGGGGAGCCUGGAUUUCUUGGUCCCCAGGGAGAGCCAGGGCUUCCAGGACUCCCAGGAACAAAGGGUGAAAGAGGCGACCACGGGCCACCAGGAAAAGGUGAACGAGGAGAAACUGGACCCAUUGGACCAAAGGGUUCACAAGGAGAGGCUGGUGCACCUGGUUUUAAGGGGUCAAAGGGGGAGACUGGAGAUAAAGGAGAUGUGGGAUCUAUUGGCCCGAAGGGCCCUCCUGGGCAGAAAGGAGACCAAGGGGCCACUGAGAUCAUCGAUUACAAUGGAAACAUUCAGGAGGCUUUGCAGAAGAUUACCACUAUUACAGUAACGGGUCCUCCUGGGCCUCCUGGGCCAGUGGGACCGCAAGGUACAAAGGGGGAUCGUGGUAUGCCUGGCCUUCCUGGGCUUGAUGGUGAAAGAGGCUACAAAGGUUCAAAAGGAGACAUGGGAAUGCCUGGAGCUUCAGGGGACAAAGGAGCAACUGGUUUACCUGGCCUACCUGGUGUCAAUGGUGUAAAAGGAGAUAAGGGAGAUCCAGGGCUACCAGGUCCACAGGGGCCUUCAAUUAUUGGACCUCCAGGGCCACCAGGACCCCACGGAUCCCCAGGACCAAUGGGUCCCCAUGGCUUCCCUGGACCGAAGGGGGAACCUGGUUUGCAUGGUUUGAAGGGAAUGCGAGGGGAACCAGGACACAAAGGGGACCGUGGACCUUUAGGUCUCCCCGGAGCCUCCGGCUUGGACGGCAAGCCCGGAAUUAGGGGUAUGGAUGGACCUCCAGGUCCAGCUGGUCCCGCUGGGCCAAAGGGUGACAGAGGUGAAAGAGGUGCACCUGGGGACCCGGGACCAAGGGGACCUUAUGGACUACCUGGAUCUGCUGGAACACCAGGCUUGGACGGGGUGCCAGGAUUAAGGGGAGAAAAAGGCGACGUUGGGGAAAGAGGAGAAAAGGGUUUCCGGGGAUUUAAGGGUGAAAAGGGGGAACCAGGGCAGCCAGGUCUGGACGGGCUGGAUGCCCCAUGCCAAUUGGGCCCAGAUGGAUUACCAAUGCCUGGAUGCUGGCAGAAGUGAUCACUCUAACCUGAAACGCAUGGAGUUUGUAAAUAAUGCUUCUUUUAUGGUAUUUAUAGUUUUUUUAAUGGGAAAAAAAAAAUAAAUCUAAAAGAAAAGAAGUCUAUGUGUACAAUGAUACAAAAAGAGAUAACCGUCCUGAGUUUCACGCCCUAAGCUGCUUCUACUCACAUCGCCGUGUGGAGAAAAAAACAAAACAAAACAUGUGUGUGUGCGCUCUCUCACAUCCACAUCGUGGUGGUGUUCAGAUCCCUGGCUGGUGGCAGAACUUUGUCUCUUAGUCUUUGCAUGGCUCAGACUGGAGUAUCGCAGCCCGGCCAGAUUUUGUACCAGGGUGUGAAAGGAGACAUGGGAGGAAGUGGAGGUGGAAGUGGACGUUUGGGAGGGGGAUCUGGACUGGCUCUCUAACACCAAACGCUAGGUGUUUUGUGUUGUCUCGUCUCAACAAGCUCACCACCCAUUCAUGCAGCGCCAUUUUCUAAAAGACUAAAAAAAAAAAACAAAAGAGAGAGAGAGAGACUGUGAUGAACAAACAGAACAUUGCACCCCUGAUCUUGCAAAAAGCAUGAGUAGUGAAUCUAUAUUUAUAUGUAUUGUACAUACAUGUCACUGUUGUGUGGUCAUGGCUUCUGCAGAAAAAGAAAAACAGCACUAACAUUCAAUGGUCCAUGAAGAAGAAGAAGAGAAAAGAAACCCAGAGCUCUGAAUUAGUGAUUUUUGCUUUCUUUUAAUCUUCCCCAAGGGAGUCACGCCAUGGCUGGUAGCCUGAAAAGAGUCGAUCCCCACAAAGUAAAGAUGAGCUGUUGGUUAUUGUUGCUUUAUUGUGGUGAUGCCUGCAGAGGAUAAGAUAUCAGCAGGUUUUCACCGACACACUCAUGUGGCUCCGGAUCACACCCGCAUCCCCACGCCUCCGACAACCGCACGUCUCCGGACUAUGGAGGGAGAACUUGGCAGGCUCACUGCACUGAUUUGGAAAACGCAUUACAGGCAACACAAGGUUUUUGAGAUUGGACAGACCUGCUCGCCGGAACCCCUCUGAGCGUGGGAAUGGAUUUUGCAGGAGAGUCAUUUUAAGAGUCUCAUCGAUCUCUAGAGAGAUCAGCUGGAGCGUCUGCCUCCGAACGGGCAACGCUUCAAGAUCUACUGAGAGCAUUAACAGAAUGCAAUCAUUUUAUUGUUUUCUUUAUUGUUUUUUUUUUUCUUUUUGCUCUCAUUCUUAAACAUUUAUAUUUGUGUAUAAUAGCCUUUGUGCCUCAAGCUUUUAUUCAUUCCUUUAUCAGAAAAUGUACAACUUUAUAUCAUAUUUUUAAUUAUUGGAAUGGUGUUUAUUUCAGAAGGUUAAUCUUUUGUGAGAGUAUUGAGAAGACAUAUUGAGCACUGUUUUUCACAUGAAUCAUUUAUUUUUUACAGGAUGUCAUAUGAUCAUGUAGGUUACAGCUGAAUCCAACCCGACACACGUGCAGAUACUGAUCUUACUCACGAUUUUGAUGAAGCUCAUUGUUUGUACAAAAGCUCUCACCCGUCCAGUUGUUGUUACAAAUAUGCUACGUGUUCAUUCUGGAUUUGUUGUAUGAGAUGUUACCUGUACAGUGGUGUCAGUUUUGCUGCAUGUUAACAAUUUAUUGCAUAAGGAGUUUUCCCUAGAUAUUGAAAAUAAGCAUUCAUGUGCAGAAGCACGUCGGAGGCUGAGCGUAAAGCUGCGUCUAAGGGUUGAAAUUCAUGUCAGCUCUAACGUGCAACAGUCACAUUUUGGUAAAUACUGCUGGUAUUUCAGAUGUGAGACAGGAGAUGAGCUGGAAAUGAAGUGCUUUUUUUUGUUUUGUUUUUUUUUACAUCUCAUUUAUUGUCUUAAAAUAGAAAGCAUUCGAUACAGUGUGAGAAAAGCUAAAUUUGACACAACCCUCGAAGACCAAGACCACCACCGCUAACUUUUCAACCACAAAUCCCAUUGAUAUUCUUAUAAAAGUCAGAAAAAAUGGAGAUUUGCUGUUUUGCAGUUUUUGUAGCAUCACAAAUGUUUUCAGUAAAAUAUAGAUUCUUGUUUUGAGAUGAUAAAUGACCUUAAGUUGGUCAAAAGUUGCUAAAAAAAAUUUUGAAAUUCACAAUUAUUUUAGUAUCUUUCUAAAUAAAAAAAAAUGUCUUUGCAGUAAAAGGUAUAAAAUGUUAGUGUUAUAACUAGUGCUGUCAAAUUAUUAAAAUUUUUAAUCAGAUUAAUCACAUAGUUAAUUUUGAUUAAUCAUGAUUAAAUAUCUUUCAUUUUUAAUCUAUAUUAAUCACGUUUCAUUUAGCAUGAACAAACAGACUGAAGAAAGAAGGGAAUAUAUAUGCACUUAGCAUGUUUGUCACAAACUGGGCAACGCAUUAGCUGAAGUAUUAGCAGAAUCCCUGACUAAUGUAUGUUUCACGUUAAUGUGGUAUUUUAAGAUGGAAGUGCUUCAGUGAAAAGAAAACUCCUCCCUGCAGAGUGAGUAUAAUACUUUGUUGGUCAACUGUUGCGUCCUGGGUUGGUUUUUUUUGUCCUCAUAUUUCGAUCCAGAGGGCCAAUGUGCUGUUUAGCAUCUUCCAUCUUUAUGGGUUGGUUUUGCUGCCUGUCAUAUGCGCGACGGGGACUCUACUUGGACAAACUGCCCUAAAUGGAUUCAGAAUCAUUCUACGCUGCAGAUGGGUUAAUUGCAUUAAAAUUUUUAAUCGGAUUAAUCAUGAUAAUGGAUUAAUCUGCAUUAAUGCAUUAAUUUUGACAGCCCUAGUUAAAACCAGUACUUUAUUGUACUUAUAAGAGGUCUUUGGGGGUUAACUGAUCCAUUCAUAAACUACAAUUCAACUGGUGGCCAGUUAUGUCACAUUCCCUAUCAGAAGAUGCAUAAAAAACAUAGAAAAAUAGUUCAUGUCUAGCUUUAUUUCUCAUCAUUGUCAUUUCUUGUACUCAGAUUGCCUUCUGACACAGUGGUUGCUAUGCAAGGCGACAGUCACAGCCCUUGUUUUCUUCAACAUUAGAAACAUGCACGAGCGAUCUUGCGAUAAACCGACAUUUCUUGCAAUGUAGCAGCGACCACAGGUGGAUUUGGAAAGUUUGGGUUCUAUAUGGUUCCUGUUGGAUUGUAAAGUUCAUCUCAUGAUCAUACUAAAAGGUGCACAUCUGUAGAAGUUGUUUUGGUGCUAUCUAGUAGUACAGUACGUCAACAGCAGCUCCGUUGACUUUACACAGUGCCAAGAACUGCAUAACAGGUUUCUUUAUUGUCGUUGGGAGUUUGUUUUUUUUUUUGUGCAUAUAUUUGUGUAAUUAUCUCAGUAUUUUAAGUGGUACUUAUUUAUUUUUCUAUCAUUUUCUUAAAUGAAGGCAUUUUAGUUUUAAACAGCAUUCCUUUCAGUUUUGGCUACGAUGUCAGUUUCCACCGUGUCUCUGCUGAUAUGAAGAAUUUUGGAUCAUGCUAAGGCAUUUUGAAGCUGUUACAUAAACGGUACAGUGUGAAGAAGGUUAGUCAUUUGCAAUUGCCCUUCACUGUGCAUUUACUUCUGUGAGUAGGCCUUACCAUGGAGUAAUCUGCUUUUAUUUAAUUUUGCGUGUCGAAAAGCAUCAGCAGCUAUGACAAUAAAAAUACUGAGUGGAGCCUGAGUGUUGACAGGCUCGUUCAGUGCAAUCUCAUUUAGUGGUAAAUAUCACGGCUUUUUCACACGUUCUCUCUUUUCUCUCUCUUUGCAUUGAAUGUAGUUUGAUAUAUGUAUAGUGGAUUAUUAAUGUAUUGUUGAAAUGUGUGCUCAUUUGACAAAAAGUGCAAUUUAUACUUUGGUUAAUGUGUGUAGCAUCAAAUGCAGCUUAAGUCUCACAUUCUUGUGAUUUCUAGAGCUCCAUUUGUUCAGUCAUGCUACCCUGUAUACCACUACCUGGAAAAAAAAAAGUUAAUUUACCAGAUGACAAAGAAACAAAUGGAAACAUGGACCUUUUAUUGAAUCUCAAAAAUGUGUUCCCCCAAAACUCCUGUCCCUUCUUUCGCAUAUUGAAGUGUUACUUAUAAUAUUUACUACAUUUUUAUUUGCAACAUUUUCUCAUUUGUGUCUUCCAGCCUUUGUUACAGUUGUUGUUCUCAAAAGGUGCUGUAUCUUUAGCAUGAGCAGCUAAUUUUUUUUAAUUGAUUUGUCUUUUUUUUAUGAUUAUUUUGGAUAUUUUUUUCUUUUUUUUUUUCUUUUUUUUUUUUGAUUGUUGUGUGUUUCUAUAUUAAGAGUUAAAUCUUAGUUCGUUCCGCUACUUGCAGAGGUGCAAAAAUAUUAUGGACAUUUAUUUCCACAUCAGUGUUAGCAGAGCUGGUGAGUGGCUCCAAAAUAACUCUCUAAUAUUCUGUAUGUGUUACUAUUAUUGCAAAAAUAACCGGUAAAAUUUCCCUGUCAAGAAAGCCACAUUUAUUUGUAUUAAACCAGUUGAUGGAGGACACUGACAGAGUGAUCUGCUUUCGAAAACACAGGUCAAAAUAGGUUAUUGACAUGUAAUUUCAGUGUUAUAAAACAAUCUAGGGUCAAACUCCAAAAUGCAAAGAUGGUCUCUUUAAAUUCACUGGGUUAAAACUUAAUUUGUUUUCUUUUCUAUAUGUGUAUUACUCAUUUCUACCCUCCUCAUUGGCAUUUCUUUAAAGACCCUUCUGUUCACAAAACUAUAUUUCAGUAUUUCAAGUGACUUCAUAUGACUGUACUGUUGGAGCCAAAUAAAUGCAGUUUCAAGUACA